Molecule: messenger RNA, 726 nt
Organism: Salvia miltiorrhiza (redroot sage)
Lineage: Eukaryota; Viridiplantae; Streptophyta; Magnoliopsida; Lamiales; Lamiaceae
Exons: 2
Coding region: 1-726 (241 amino acids)
Source: RefSeq, a predicted model, not a curated record
AUGAGGUCGGGGUGGUGGAAGAAGGUGUUGGAGUUAAGUCGGGGAGAAAAUGGGAGAUGGUUUAGAGAAAACGUGGCUGUCCGGAUUGGGGAAGGAACACAAGACGGAUGGAGUUGGCUGGCCGAUCCGAAAGGAAAAUUCUCGGUUAAUUCGGCAUAUAGAACCCUCUGUCAGUUCACAGGUCCAGGAAGAAAUACUAGCAAAGCGCCGGAGUUUCUCUUGAUUUGGAAAGCACCAGCUCCAUUCAAGGCAAAAACCACUGUCUGGAGAUUACUUAGAGGAAGAAUGGCAACCUGUGAUAACUUAUUGAGAAGACAAGUCAUCACACAAAAUACAGAGUCAGAUUGCAUGCUCUGUAAGGAGCAGACUGAAUCAUCCGAACACUUGUUCUUCCGAUGCCCAGCAACUUCAGAAAUUUGGUAUGCUCUUCUUCUUUGGCUUGGUAAACAAUCGGCCCUUCAAUCUAAAGUGAAGGAGCAUCUGCUUGCUUUCACAAACCUUGGGGAAAAAUCAGAUACAUCUCUUUUAUUAUGCAUCUGGAUUUGCUCUGUUUGGUGCAUAUGGAAAGAAAGAAAUGAAUGUAAGUUUAAUCAAGGAGUCUGGAAAAAUGAGAAAUUGGUGGCGGAAAUAAAAUCCAGAGUGUGGGGGUGGAUAAUGGCGUAUGAUGUGCAGUCUCGUUUCACAGAUUUUAGAACUUGGUUUACUGAUGUAAAACUGUUAGAGUGA